GUUUAUCCCGUUUUCCCUAAUAAAAAAUGUAUUACUUAUAAAUAUAAACUUUCCUUUCAUGUUUAGGGGAAAUUUGAAUAUCCGAAAUUGAAACUACGUCGAUUGGAAAAAACUUUUUGCUUGUGUUGUACUACUUUGUAUGUUUUUAAUGGAAAGAAUUGAAGAUCGAAUGAGAGGAUUAAGUUAUUUUCGCCCAGUGGAAAUGUCAGUGGACGAGCAAGAAGAUAAUUUUGCUGGUAAUCAAAAGCUCUGUCAAUGGUGUACUAAUGUUGAAUGGACCUGGGAUGCUGAGAGCAAUGAUGAAUUUGUUAAUUUGGUGAAUCACAAUAGGGAUGUUCGGUUUCAUCAAAACUUUAGUCGUGGCACUGCCAUAGUUCGUGGAUCUCAACCUAUGUCAGACGACCAAUUUUAUUGGGAAGUUAAAUUGAUACAACCUGUAUAUGGAACAGAUAUAAUGGUUGGUGUUGGUACAUCUGAAGCUGAUAUGUCGCAAGUUCAUGAUAAAUUCUUAAGCAUACUUGGUAUGGACAACAAAACAUGGGGUCUAUCCUAUACUGGAUUAUUUUACCAUUGUGGUGAAGCUCAGGACUAUGCUCCUUCUUUUAGUCAAGGAAAUGUGAUUGGUAUUCAUUUGGAUCUUUGGAGGGGAACAUUAUCUUUUUAUAAAGAUAAGAAACAUUUGGGUGUUGCAAGUUCCGGCCUAAAAGGGAAAACACUUUAUGGAAUGGCUUCUUCAACAGCUGCUCGUAGUGGAAUGCGUAUUUUAAGGUGUUCAUCUUUUCCUUCAUCUCUGCAAUUUCUUUGUUGUUUGAGACUUCGAGAUAUAAUCCCAAAUGAUAGAAAUGUCUUAGAUGUUAUUGAUAUACCAAGUGGCCUACGGAGGUUCCUUAGUACUAAUCUUGAUUGGCUUCUUGAUCAGUGUAAUCUAGAAAAGACUGCAAGUGAUAUGUGCAAGCAUGGCAAUCUUAAAUCAAACAAAGACAAGAAGAAAAGCAUUGAUGUCGUUGCAAAUUUUUGCAAUCAAAUUUUGCAUUCUGAACCUUCUAAAAGUAAUAGUAUAGAUGAAUCUGCUGAUAGUUCAGGUAGUCAGUUUGUGCUCUUAGGAUCUGUACCUUACAGUUUUAGAAAUUUUAAUAGGUUUCAAGCAAUUCGUAGAAAUUGUACGCAUUUAAGUGAAAAUGAUAGAUCUGCUAAGCGACUUCAUUACUCAUAUAAUUAUUCUAUAGGCUUGUCUGAUACAGAUAGCGAUUAUGAGUAG
This is a messenger RNA of Uloborus diversus, 1258 nucleotides long. Its product is annotated as SPRY domain-containing SOCS box protein 3-like. Lineage: Eukaryota; Metazoa; Arthropoda; Arachnida; Araneae; Uloboridae. The coding region runs from base 140 to 1258 and encodes 372 amino acids. The transcript has 4 exons. Gene Ontology annotation, molecular function: protein binding. Gene Ontology annotation, cellular component: SCF ubiquitin ligase complex. The record is from RefSeq and is a predicted model, not a curated record. Gene Ontology annotation, biological process: proteasome-mediated ubiquitin-dependent protein catabolic process.